AUGGCUUCUGGAGUUGAGCCAAGUGCUCCUCAAAUUAUCUCCAUAACCCCAUUACUCCGAAGACUAUGGCCUUCACCAGGUGAUAAUAAUGUCACGGCAGAGGAAAUUGCUCUGGCCAUAUCCCACAUAUUCACAGAUCAACUAUCUCCAGUUCAGACAGGUGCCCUUCUCACAUGCUUGCAUUUCACUGGCUGGGAUCGAAGAGCAGAUGUUAUUGCGAAAUGCGCCGAGGCAAUGCGACAAGCUGCCACUCAAAUAGACAGGAAGAGACUGGAAAGUGUUGUGAAAGCUCGAGGUCGGCCAGAAGGUGAUUACAGAGGGGGACUUUGUGAUAUUGUUGGAACUGGAGGCGACUCGCAUAACACCUUCAAUAUCUCCACAACUUCAUCGAUUCUGGCAUCAUCUCUUCUACUUCUGAGCAAGCAUGGCAACAAAGCCUCAACCUCUAAAUCAGGUUCAGCAGAUCUGCUCAAUGCUACUCAACCUACAGCUCCAAAUCUGAUGGCCAUCACUCCAGAGACACUCCCUAGUAUCUACGAGAAGAGCAACUACUCAUUUCUUUUUGCCCCAGUGUUUCAUCCAGGCAUGAGAUACGUUGCUCCAAUCCGGAAAGAACUUGGAUGGAGAACUAUAUUUAAUUUACUUGGGCCAUUAGCCAACCCAAUUGAAGGGAGCAUCGAAGCUCGACUUCUAGGGGUAGCUCGAAGAGACAUCGGACCUGUGUUUGCGGAAGCCUUGAAGAUGAUUGGAUCAACUAAGGCCUUGAUUGUUUGCGGCGAAGAGGACCUCGAUGAAAUCAGUUGUGCAGGUAAAACCUACUGCUGGAGACUGGUAAAUCGCUCGACUCAUGAAAAGCCCUCGGCAAGUGAUGUUGAUGUCGAAAGCUUCACUAUUUCACCUGCGGAUUUUGGAUUACCAUCGCAUGCUUUGAAAAAUGUCUCUCCUGGCAAAGAACCCCACGAAAACGCAGAGAUCUUGACGAAGCUGCUCCAGAAUGAACUACCACGGGAUGAUCCAAUUCUCGAUUUCGUUUUGAUGAAUACGGCGGCGUUAUUUGUUGUUUCGGGGGUGUGUGAGGCGGAUACGAGUGAUUUAGGGCAUGGCGAUGAUGGGAAGGUCAUCACUGAGAGAGGUCCUGGUGGGGGGAGAUGGAAAGAAGGAGUUCGAAGAGCAAGAUGGGCAGUUGAGGGUGGUGAAGCCUGGAGGCAAUGGAGGCAAUUCGUAGAGGUGAGCAAUAGCUCUGGGAAGAGUCAAUGA
Molecule: messenger RNA, 1257 nt
Organism: Lachnellula hyalina
Lineage: Eukaryota; Fungi; Ascomycota; Leotiomycetes; Helotiales; Lachnaceae
Product: Anthranilate phosphoribosyltransferase
Exons: 2
Coding region: 1-1257 (418 amino acids)
Biological process (GO): L-tryptophan biosynthetic process
Cellular component (GO): cytosol
Molecular function (GO): anthranilate phosphoribosyltransferase activity
Source: RefSeq, a predicted model, not a curated record